UAAAAAUAAGAUAACAAGUCACUCUAAGAAGUUGAUAAAUUCAAUCUAACUUGCAAUAAAUCACAUCAAUCAAAUCUAGUCCCAUAUAUUGGCAUCCUAGUUGUCAAAAAAUAGGAAAAAAGGAAAGAAAAGUUGUUGUUUUUCCAAUUUUUAUAAUCCAGAAAUAACCAAUCCAUUAUUUUCCACUUCUUCAACACAAAACAUCUAUAAAAACCAAUUUGAUAAGGUCUUGUCAUUUCAAUAUUAUUUUUUUUUUUCAUAAUCAUAAGGUAUAUAUUUUCAUCCAAAAAUGGAUUCUUUUAGAGGGGGAAAUAUUUCCUAUGAAGAAAUCAAAAUUGAAGAUGAAGAAGAGAUUAUCACCUUCAACAAUAAUAUUCAAGAUCAAGAAAAUAAACAAAAGGAAAAACAGUACAUUGGUGAUAGAAAGAGGCCAUGGGGAAAAUAUGCAGCUGAAAUUAGGGAUUCGACACGAAAUGAAAUUAGGGUUUGGCUAGGAACAUUCGAUACUACAGAAGAAGUUGCUUUAGCUUACGACCAAGCUGCAUUCUCGAUGCGCGGUCCAUCAACUUAUCUUAAUUUUCCAGUGGAGAGAGUUCAUGAAUCGCUACGAGUAUUCAAGUAUACUGGUCAAGACGGUUCAACAUCUAUAACCGAAGUUAUAAAGCAGAAACACAAGAAGAGGAAUAGUAAAGGUAAGAAAAUAAUAACAUCUACUAAGGAAGAAAAUAAUGUGUUGGUUCUUGAAGAUUUGGGUCCUGAUUUAUUAGAUGAACUCUUAUCUAAGUUUUCUACUUCUAAGUGAAUUGGGAAAAGUUAUCGUUUCCACCUAAACUAAGGGUGUCAAGUGGGCCGGAUCGGCUCGGCCCGGCCCUUAUAACUAACCCAGUCCGGUAAGCCCUAGAGCUUUAGGGUUCCAGAUCACGGGUCAAUUAUUUUUUUAAAAUGGGUCCGGCUAACCCGGUUCAGAUACCUUUUUUUAAAAAAAAAAUAAAAAUUGGGAUUUGGGGCCAAACUAGCCGU
Molecule: messenger RNA, 1020 nt
Organism: Capsicum annuum
Lineage: Eukaryota; Viridiplantae; Streptophyta; Magnoliopsida; Solanales; Solanaceae
Product: ethylene-responsive transcription factor 1B-like
Exons: 1
Coding region: 290-802 (170 amino acids)
Biological process (GO): regulation of DNA-templated transcription; ethylene-activated signaling pathway
Molecular function (GO): DNA-binding transcription factor activity; DNA binding
Source: RefSeq, a predicted model, not a curated record